This is a messenger RNA of Echinostoma caproni, 450 nucleotides long. The record is from the annotation of a GenBank genome assembly. NCBI's taxonomy places the organism in Eukaryota, Metazoa, Platyhelminthes, Trematoda, Plagiorchiida, Echinostomatidae.
AUGGAUUCCGUUGACGCUGCUGCCGCUGUUGCUACUUCCCCGAGCAAGCACGAAUCCAAGGCUGAGGAAUUGAAACGGAAGUCCAAAGGUGACGCCACCGAAAUUGAAGCGCCCGAAAAGAAUGGGAAAGAGGAGCCCGUUGUAAAGAAAGCCAAAUUGACGGAAUCAGUUGAGAAGGAAGUGGCUGAAGCUGAAAGUAAGGACGUCGUUAUAUCCUCACCGACAACUGUUCCAGCCAAGGCUGAUGAAUCCGGUGACAAGGAAGCAGAAGUCGAGGCUGAAAAAAAUGGUGAUGAAGCUGCUGCUGAUGGCGAAGAGGAUAAUGGGGAGCACGAGUCCGAAGAAGAGGAAGACGACGGGGCUGGAGUAAACGGGAGUAAUGGUGAUAAAGAAGAUUCGCCAAAAGAAGAAACAACAGAAGCGGAUGCAGCCGAGGAAUCCAAAGAAUGA